AUGACAUCUUAUUACGAAUUUGUGCUAUCAGAUUUUCAAAGCGGCGGCGCGGCGGACGGGUUCAAAAACGAUUUGAUUUCGACGAGGGAGGUGGAGUUUGUAAAAUUUUCAAAGCGGCGGCGCGGCGGACGGGUUCAAAAACGAUUUGAUUUCGACGAGGGAGGUGGAGUUUGUAAAGUAAGUAAUAUAUUAACAAUAUACGGCUGGUCCAUCUUAAAACCUAAUUAUCUGAUACAAUCGGCACCCCACACCGGGUCUAGCCACGCUUCCGCCGCGCUCGCCCGCCAUGCCACAAAGUCGCUAGGCCGCGACCCGGCUGCCAGUGUCCAUUCGGCCUUGUUCGACUUACGAAAAAGUUUUAACGUUCGCGGUUUCGCGGUAACGCGGGAAAAUAAAACUCGGGUUAUUACAUUGGAUUGCAAAAAAAAAACAAAUAGUUUUGUUAAAAUUGGUAUGAAUCUGUUGUUAGCAAGGUCACAGUACGCACAGCCGCGCGAACGAUUCAGCUCCACAGUGUCGUGAAAUGGUUGAUAUAAAUAUGUAAACAGUUAUUCGGUGCAAAAAAAGUGUUACGUAAUAAAUAGUUGAACGACAAGUGUAGAGAUGACGGUGGA
This is a messenger RNA of Ostrinia furnacalis (Asian corn borer), 614 nucleotides long. RefSeq lists its product as uncharacterized. The record is from RefSeq and is a predicted model, not a curated record. NCBI's taxonomy places the organism in Eukaryota, Metazoa, Arthropoda, Insecta, Lepidoptera, Crambidae. The transcript has 4 exons. The coding region runs from base 1 to 522 and encodes 173 amino acids.